GAAAUUCAGAGGGUGUUUAAGGAAAAUUUCCGGGUUUCUUGCGAUUUCCGGGCCUGUAUCGCCGUCGCCGUCGACGAAAACCGUCGGCUCGUGAUCUUGUCGUCGUAGCCCCGAUGGCCGCGGAGGUGGAUCAGAAAGUGGUGGUGCACGUGCGGUCUACGGGUGAUGCCCCGAUACUGAAGCAAUCCAAAUUCAAGAUUUCGGGACGAGAUAAAUUUUUGAAGGUCAUAGAGUUUCUUCGCCGACAACUUCAUCAGGAUACACUGUUUGUCUAUAUAAACAGUGCGUUUUCGCCAAACCCAGACGAACUGGUAAUUGACCUGUAUAAUAACUUCGGAAUUGAUGGGAAGCUGGUUGUAAAUUAUGCUUUAUCAGCGGCAUGGGGCUAAAGUUGGACUUGCAGCAAAGAGUUAAAUGGAUGAAAGAGACCAUGAAAAAUUCUGCAUGGAGAUUGUAAAUCACAUCUAGUUUUAGUGCUAAUGAGACACUCUAAAUCUCUUUAUUGUAAAGGUUAUUCAUAUUUCAUCAUCACCCAAAUGUAUUUCUCCUUCCAGCGAUUCCACCCGUACUGGUCAAAACGUGCUACACCACAGCCCGUGCGCGUGCUUAUGGCUUUCUGGUUUGUGUAACGCAUCAGUGCAGAUGGUGGAUUGAAAGGACCGUUUGAACGACUUGAUUAUAUUGACCCCAUUUGUUCAGGAA
Setaria italica (foxtail millet) is the source of this 702-nucleotide messenger RNA. RefSeq names its product ubiquitin-like protein ATG12. Gene Ontology annotation, cellular component: phagophore assembly site membrane; Atg12-Atg5-Atg16 complex; cytoplasm. Gene Ontology annotation, biological process: C-terminal protein lipidation; nucleophagy; autophagy of mitochondrion. The transcript has 5 exons. Bases 114 to 389 code for a protein of 91 amino acids. Lineage: Eukaryota; Viridiplantae; Streptophyta; Magnoliopsida; Poales; Poaceae. The record is from RefSeq and is a predicted model, not a curated record.